Manis javanica (Malayan pangolin) is the source of this 5743-nucleotide messenger RNA. It is a transcript of the gene CPA5, whose product is annotated as carboxypeptidase A5. Lineage: Eukaryota; Metazoa; Chordata; Mammalia; Pholidota; Manidae. Gene Ontology annotation, biological process: proteolysis. Gene Ontology annotation, molecular function: metallocarboxypeptidase activity; zinc ion binding. The record is from RefSeq and is a predicted model, not a curated record.
UAACAGAAUUUCACUGAAGGAAAGUUUAAAAAUAAAUACUUCAAACAGAAGGAAAAUGAUCCUAGAUACAAGAUCUGUUCUUCUAGAAGAAAGAUCAAGAACCCUAGGGCCCAGGGAACUCUUCAGGGGAAAAUUUGCUUAUCGCUCAGGCAAGUUUGGCUUUUUCUUCUUUUUGGGAUCUAUGGAUUCUUACCUGCAUGACAACCCAGGGUUGCCUCUAAAAACUCAUUAAGACUGUUGUAUCCAGCAAUUGAGUUGUUUCACUCAGGCAGACUUGUUUGGGUAGCACUCCACCCGCCUGCAGGAGAUAAAGUCUGCCAACAAAGCCUCUUUGGGGAAAUUCUCUCUCUCACUUCAGUCUCCACGGGGUCCAUAUCACCUGUCCUCAUGGCACAUCAUACCUUCCCCUUGCAGCGCCUACACAAACUCUGUUUUUACAUUUAAUAAACUCUUUAAUUGUCUACUUACCCCAUUAGAAAUCUGAGGGCCAGGUCUGUAUCAUUUUCUAGUUUACUUCUGCACUUUAGCAAGUGCCUGGCACAUAGUAGACAUUUACUGAAUCAAUGAUCAGAUGACUAAUUCACUUCAAGAAGCCAAUAUUAGGUAUUCGGCCGAGCAUAGUUCUUCGUCUCUGCUUCAAAUCCAGCCAUUGGAGGUAGUGCUAUAGGGUUGGUGAAUUCCCAUAGAACUGUGCUGCCUAAUAUGGUAGCACAUGUGGCUAUUUAAAUUAUUUAAAUUAAUUAAAAUAAAAAAUUCAACUCCUUAGUCCCACUAGCCACCUUUCAAGCAGCUAUGGCUACCGUAUUGGACAGUGCAGACACAGAACACUUCCAUUGUCACAAAGUUCUCCUGGAGCUGCCGUCAUACAUGCUCGAGAAUUCCUACUGCCCCUCUCUCUUUCUCUCUUGCUCUUUCUCUCUCCCCACCCCUGAACCGAGUACAGGGAGAGUUGUCUUAUUAUCAGUGGCUUAAAAUGAUGCUUUUGAACCGGAAGAUUCUGGGUACUUCUGGUGACUAGCACCAUCCCACUUUUUUUCUUUUAAAUUCCUGAGCUGUUGUUUACUAGUACACUCUUUUAUUCCUAUUUCUGUUAAAGCUGAAUGUUACUUGAGUGGAAAGCCUCAUCACUUUCUUUUCUAGGUCCUUAAGCCAUUUGCUAGGGUUUCUGAGAGUUCCCAAAGCCAGGGGUCCAGGGGAGUUUGGUGUGUCUGAACAGCUGAACAUGAAAUAGUGGAGUAGGUCGGUGUGUCAGUAAGAGAGCUCCCCUUUGCACACAUGGCCAGUUAAUUGGCCAUUCUGGGAGAGUAUGGAUGAGGAGCCGGGAUUCUGAGAAUCACUGGUGACAGUUACGUGGCCUUUUGUUGACAUCCUCUGCUGAACGACUUUGCUGGAUUUCGUCUCUGCCUUUCUUCUGCCUCCUGUGGAUUUUCUGUUGGAUUCAUCACUCACCAUUCAGGCAUCAUCGUUCACUUUCUCCUUCCAGUACGACUGCUUUGUGUACUGGCCUCUGCUUUAUGCCUACUAUUCCCAGACCGCAGAGGGGGCUGUGUGGGGCUUUGGCAGGACUGCGAAAUUGACUUUGCUGUCUUUUGAGAACUAUAGUAAUGACUGCAGUGACCUUCUUGUCUAGCAGAAAGUGGUGACCACCUGAAGAGAGGGAAAAGGGAAUCUUCACUGACUUCCUCCUCAAACGGUGGCGAGUUCUUUGUUCCCCUCUCUGUUCUCUUCUCUUCCCCUUCUCCCCCUUGCCCCUGGAGGACUGACCUAAGAUGCAGCUGUGACUAAGAGUUAAUGCUUUGAAAUAACAAUACUUUAUAGUUUGCAGGCCUUGCCAAGCCAACUCACCCCAGUUGUCUCAUCCACUACCCCCCAAAACCCUGUGAGGUAGGGAGGGGAGGUAUCAUUAGCUGCAUUUGACUGAUAAGUAAGCUGAAAUUUAGAGAGAUUAGCGCAGUUGCCCUAGAUCUCUUAGACAGGAAGGCAGGACCUGGUUCUCUGUCUCUCUGCCCUGUGUUCUCUCAGUGGGGUCCACACCCUUAGAUGCAGGAAGGACAUGGCGCCGGGAAAGUAUGAGUGGGUGAGGGAGAUGGCGAGCAGAGAAGGGAAUUCAAUAGGUAGGAAAGGAGUGGUCUGCUGGGACCUCUGGCUGCUCUCCUCUUUCUCUGGGGAUGGAGGAUUGGUGAUCACAAGAGGCUGGCUCAGCAAACCUCCAGGGAGAGAAGAAAGCUCAGGGACUGGCCUCCUCUUCCCAGGAAAGGACUUGCGCAGAAGUGGGGAGGGGCUGCGUUAGCUCUCCUAGGGCUGGGGCUGCGGGAGUCACGGGCUGGGUCUCCCCAGAGAGAACCUGAUGCCCACUAUCAGGCCGGGCCUGCCGGCCUUUAGGUGCUGUGCUGCCCUGAGGCCUGGGCCAUGCCUGGGCACAGGGAAAGGCCCCCAAGCGUGUCUGGAGGAAGAAGCAUGCAGGGCGCCCCCGGAGGAGGCGUGGACCUUCGUCUGCCCUCACUCCUUGUGUGCAGUUUUUUUCUGGCAGCAGCUUUGGGCCAAAUGAAUUUCACAGGAGACCAGGUUCUUCGAGUCAUGGCUAAAAAUGAGGAGCAGCUUUCACUUCUCAGGGGCCUGGAGGGCCUGAAGCCCCAGAAGGUGGACUUCUGGCGUGGCCCAGCCAGGCCCAGCCUCCCUGUGGAUGUGAGAGUGCUCUCUGAACUGAAAGAUGUCAAAGCUUACCUGGAGUCCCAUGGCCUCCUUUACAGCAUCAUGAUAAAGGACAUCCAGGUGCUGCUGGAUGAAGACACAGAAGAGGGGCAAUCCUGCCAGCUGCAGCGCAGCACCACUGGCUUCAGUUACUCCUCUUACCACACCCUGGAGGAGAUAUAUAGCUGGAUGGACAGCUUUGUUACUGAGCAUUCAGAUGUCUCAAAAAUUCAGAUUGGCCACAGCUUUGAAAAUCGGACUAUUCUGGUUCUGAAGUUCAGCACUGGAGGUUCCCAGCACCCUGCCAUCUGGAUCGACAGUGGAAUUCACUCCUGGGAGUGGAUCACUCAUGCCACUGGCAUCUGGACUGCCAAGAAGAUUGUCAGUGAAUAUGGCAAAGACCCCAUCCUGACAAACAUCCUGAAUGCCAUGGACAUCUUCAUGGAGGUUGUCACCAACCCUGAUGGGUUUGCUUUUACCCACAGCAUGAAUCGCCUGUGGCGGAAGAACAAGACUACCAGACCUGGAAUCUUCUGCAUGCGUGCGGAUCUGAACAGGAGCUGGAAGUCAGGCUUCGGAGGAAAUGGUUCUAACAGCAACCCCUGCUCAGAGACUUAUCACGGGCCCUCCCCUCAGUUGGAGCCAGAGGUGGCUGCCAUUGUGGACUUCAUCACAUCCUGUGGGAACAUCCAGGCUCUGAUCGCCAUUCAUAGCUACUCUCAGAUGCUCAUACCUUAUGGCCAUUUGCUGGCACCUGUUCCAAACCAGGAGGAGUUGUACAAGCUUGCCGAGGACGCAGUGCAGGCCCUGCAGAAGGUCCACGGGACCGAGUAUCUGUACGGCAGCAUCAGGCCCACCCUCUAUGUGGCCAGUGGGAUCGCGGUGGACUGGGCCUGUGAGAGUGGCAUCAAGUACGUCUUCACCUUCAAACUCUGGGACACCGGGCGCUAUGGCUUCCUGCUGCCAGCCUCCCAGAUCAUCGCCACAGCCCAGGAGAUGUGGCUGGCCCUUCGGACCAUAAUGGAGUACACUGUGACUCACCCCUGCUAGCAGUGUUACCGGGCACAGAGCAGGAGACAAGGCCUGGGGCUCCUCCCGAAACCCAAGUCAGGCACCCCGUCCUCACACGCCUGCCCUUAGGUGACCCCUUAGGAAAUAAAACAAUUUUUAACAGGCUUGGUGGCCUCUGGCCCUGGUCGCCACCCCUCUGGGCUCCGCUGUGAGCAGGGGCCGGGGCAGCUUAGAACGCCUGUCCGCUCCUCUGGGGAAUUCAGGAGGGUGAGGGGCUUGCGGGCCUUACCUUUUCCCUCUGGCCGUGUUCUCAGGGCUCAGAACAGAUAACUCACUGCUAGGAGCUGCUAAUAUACACAUUGUCCCUCUGGUAUUUUCAUUUUAAGAUGACUGUGGAGGGGACAAUAUUCGAUCUAAAAGAUAGGCCUCCAGUGGUGGCAUUUCUGGCACCUUCAGGGAGAGGUGGGUCCAGACAGGCAGCCUUUUCUUCCCGCUUAUUUCCCGUGCUGGGUGGGGAGCAGGGGCACAUUUUAGAGUGCCGCCCUCCCCACCUCAGAAGAUCCCACUCACUCUGUAAAUGAAGAUUAGCUGGUCACUGGAGUGUGACCUGCUUCCCCUGGGCCCCCAGCUUGCCUGGCUCCUCUGGUCUCGGGAACAUGGAGUCACAGCCGCUCAGAGCCAGCACCGCCAAGCACCGCACGUCCAGGGCAACCAUAGCCACUUUCCUCCCCGUCACCGCAGGUCGUCAUGAUUGUCAGGCACUGAGCAGUUGGUCCAGCCUAGGCCAUUCACUCUGUGAACACUUUAUCUAGGGGAGAGAAAGGAGUAAUGUUUUGAGAUACAAAUGAAGUACCUCUGCCAUUCUCAGGCUUCCUUCCCUGCCACUGGGCGCAGAGAUCCUGGGGCUAUUUGCCCUGUCCUCAGGGCUGGGCAGGUACCCCCAAGAAGCAAGGGGUCAACUGGAGAGCUGAAUGGGUUCAUGGUAGUCUAAGAGAGAAAGCAAGACUUUGAUUUGCAAGAGCCAGACUUUUGUUGUUGCAAAAGGAAAGGAUGGUGGGUACUGUGAGUCCCCUGCGGGACACAGAGCUCAGGGUAUUACUAUCACAGAUGGCAGGAAUGCGGGAGGAAAUUAGAACAAGUCCUUCCCACCCAACCUGUAAAAGAAGACAGAGGUUGGACCAGUUAACGGAUGGCGGGGAUCAGUGGUGAUCAAACCCGUAGGUAAGGCCCAUGUCCAAUAUGGUGGCCAAGCAGCAGAUUAACAAUGACCGGUCCGGACAGGUGACUAGAGACAGGCAUAUGGCUGGGUACGCAGCAGGGAAGCAGCUGUGAAGAGCCCGAGCAAAGAAAUGAGAAGGUUGGCAGGUGAGGAGGCCUGGGGUAGGGGGCAAGAAGGCUGAGCGCAGGGACCAUGCGGCCAGAGACCAUGAUGGCACAGUGGGCAUCACCCAGGGAUGCCCGUGCCCGGGACUGGCUGUGCUGUGUGGGACUCAGGGAGUCAGGGUGAAGGACCCCUGAGGAACCCCAUUAUCUCCAGGGGAUAAGCCAGCAAUGGAGGAGGAGAUAAUCCUGACUUGGGCUGCAGUUUCUCAAAAGAGAUAAGUUUUCUUUUACAGCUGGGAGUGGUCUGAAUGAGCUAGAAUUUCCAAGCCGAAGCUUUCUGCUAUCAGUGGAAACAUGAGGCCAGGGGUUAAGUUAACAUAAGCUAUGGAUAAAUAAAGCAGGUUAUACCUUUGCACACCAGAGUCUGUGAUUGUAACUUUUAUGUCCCCUGCACAAAUAUUUUUAUUUCAUCCUCACAGAGAGGAUAUUACUGGUAUUAAUGAGGCCAGCUUUCAGAGAAGAAAACCAUGAUUUGGAGAGGUUUUAGAGGACAUGCCAGGCCACACGAAUGCAAAGUUGUUGAAAGAGAUUUGAACUUGGGUUUGUCUAACGCCAAAACCACUAUAUCACCAUUUGUCCAAGUGUGGCCUGGGCACCCUUACCCCUACCUCCCACGCUGGAGUCCAUGAAGAUAUUUGGGUUCCAGUCCUAGAUUGAA